Messenger RNA from Closterium sp. NIES-65, 2073 nucleotides. Lineage: Eukaryota; Viridiplantae; Streptophyta; Zygnematophyceae; Desmidiales; Closteriaceae. The record is from the annotation of a GenBank genome assembly.
AUGGCCGGUUUCCUGCGAUGCCCGGAACCCAGGCAAUUCGUGCUGCAUCGAUGGGACAUGCUACCUCUCUCGGUAUCAACGUGGCGGCUCGACCAUCUUCUCCGAAAAGGCCGGUCGGGUGGGCGGCGAGCAGGUCAGGCGGCCCGCCAGAGUUCCGCCAAUGCCGCAGGGCGCACGUCUGCUGCUGCUGGCGCAGGCCAGCAGUUCCGCCACGCUGCAGGGAGCAACACCGCCGCUGCUGCAUCUGGCGGGCUGCUUGGCGAGACCGCUGGGCGCACGUCUGCUGCUGCUGACGCAGGCCAGCAGUUCCGCCACGCUGCAGGGAGCAACACCGCCGCUGCUGCAUCUGGCGGGCUGCUUGGCGAGACCGCUGGGUUGACGUCUGCUGCUGCUGGCACAGGUCAGCAGUUCCGCCACGCUGCAGGGACGACCUCGGCCUACACUGCACCGGGCGGUCAGCUGCGCCAGGCCGCUGGGAGCAGCUCUCCUGACCCUCCAUCUGGCGGUUUGUUCCGCCAGCCUGCGGGUCUGACCUCCGGCGAUCCUGCACCUGGUGGUUCGUUGGGGCAAACCGCAUUGAACAGCUCUCGUGAUCCUGCACUAGGCGGUCCGUUUAGCCAGGCCGCUGGGAGGAGCUCUCCUGACCCUGCAUCAGGUUGUCGGUCAGGGCACGAGGAUGGGAGGAGAUCCGCUGACCCUUCAGCUGGGGGCCAACUGGGACAAGUGGCUGGGUGGAGCUCUGCCAACACUCCUACUGGCGCUCAUUUGGUCCAGACCGCUGGAAGACCUACAGCCGACCAUGCUCCUGACGAGAUGCGCACGAUAGCUGCUGGGCACACCUCCACUGAGACCCAUGAUGGCAGCAUGUUCCUGCCGUCAUGCGAACCGGUUCCGGACGCCCCUUUCUGCCCGUCUGCUGGCAUGACCUCUGCCGACCCUGCUGUUGAUGGCGUGUUAGGCCAGGCUGCUUGGAGGACCGACGCCAAUCCUGCUGCUGGCGUCCUGCUAAGGCCAACCGCGAGGCGCAUCCCCGACGACACCAACACUAACGGCGUGUUCUCCCCGCCUGGAGGCGCCGAGCUUGGCGGCCACUUUGGCGAGGCCAAUGGGAGGACCUGGACCAACUCUGGAGCAGACGAGCCGCUCAUCCCGAACGCUGGUGGAACCGAGGCCGGUGAUGCUGUGGGCGGUCAGACAGGAGAUGCGUAUGGGCGGGCCACUACACACGCUGCUGAUCAUGAACUGCACGGGCAUGUGGCAGAACCGACCUCUGAUGUUGAAGAGGCGCGUGCCGCACAUCGUGCUCUCCAGCGUGAGAACCAGCGGCUGUUGAAUGAGCUUGAAGAGCUUAGGCGUUCGCUUUCUCGGUCAACGUCACCUGCUGAGACCUCUGGUGGUGCGAGCGAGCAGCAGGAACCGUCUCCAAACUCUGGGAAUGUCGCAGCUAAUGUGCAGCCAGGAAGGCAUCCCAUCAUACCGAUCAACGAUCGGCUGCUUGGGAGGGCCGUUGGGAACGCUCACGCCCGGGGAACCGAGCAUGGCCUGCAACACUUGACCCCGGAGCAGGAGGUCCUCGCAUUCGACCUUGCUGCAGCGAUGAGGCGAGUCCCCGAGGUCAACAAAGGGCUUUAUGUGGCAAUGUUGGAUGCACUCACCGUUCUUUUCUGGGAUAUGCCGGAUGGUAGGAUGGACUUUUGGCCAUCUCGGAAGGUGCUGCUGGGAGCGCUUGCUGCUGCUUUGAAGUACAAGACGGUUGCAGUCCCACUGGUGCACAGCUGCAUAGUGCUCACAGGCGAUUCAAGGGAGGGUGCUGAAGACUCUGUUCUCAUCCCACCUUGUCUCAACUCCCACUUCCCUCCUCUCUCUUAUGUGCCUUCCCCAAAUCCUUUCGAUGGGUCUUACGAUCUGUACACGUGGCAUUGCAACCAGAACGGGGUCCCUUUCUCCAACGCUGUCUUCACGCGCUUGAUUGCGGCGUCUUUCCGCCGCGAUGGGGAGGAUGUCCUUGUGCUGAAGCUCAAACAGAUUGCUUUUUGGCUGUAUGGGGUGAGUGAGUGUGACGUCCUUUUCUGA